UUCAUAUCUCUCUUGAUGACGCACUUUUAUGAUUCACUAUUGACAUUCGAGACCUGGCAGCCACGUUGAUUUUCAGUUUAUUGCGAUGACAUAUCCGUGUGCUUGGAAACAUUUCGGCAGUAAUCGCCCCUAUUUCGCGUGUGUGGACCGGCGAACCAUGGCACGCGUUCCUGUCAGACUCAAUGUUUAUGAUAUGUACUGGUUGAAUGAUUACGCGUCAAAUAUAGGAUUUGGAAUUUUUCACUCUGGCAUUGAAGUUUAUGGAGUUGAAUACGCUUACGGUGGGCAUCCAUACGCAUUCUCCGGAGUUUUCGAGAAUUCACCACAAGAUGCUGAAGAACUAGGGGAGAAUUUUAAAUUCAAGCAAUCGAUAGUGAUAGGAGAAACUACAAUCACAGCAGCUGGAGUUCGGGAGUUGAUCAAAGCACUAGGCCAGGAGUAUCGUGGAGAUCGCUAUCACCUUAUAUCACGAAAUUGCAAUCAUUUUAGCGCUGUUUUAGCUAAAGCUCUUACGGGUAACGAUAUUCCUUCAUGGAUUAAUCGACUUGCAACUCUCAGCGGAUCCAUUCCUUUUCUAGAAAGAUGUCUGCCGCAAGAAUGGCUUACUCCCGUUGCUUUGCAACAGUCUUUGGAUGAGCAGCGAAACGUGGAAGGCUCACGUAGGACUUGCGCUGAGGCGCAGAAAAGAUUAUCAAUAGAUUCAGCCGAAGAUGCUCUAGACGCCAAAUUGAAUGACUCGCGUGCUACAGUGGUAUCUGCACGAGGAUUUGUAUGUGCUGAGGGGUCGUCACCACCCUCAUCCGGACCAGACAGUCGAUCAGGUUCACCACCAUCUAUCCAACGGAUAUGGGCACAAAUUAAAUCCACAAUGGCUGGUGACAUUCGACCUUGAUUUAUCUGGAUUUCACUUAUUGAUUAUGGCAUGUCAAUUCAGAAGAGGCCUUCGUUCAAGUGGCUGCUUAAACCGAAUAUCUUUCCGCGUUCGCUCCAGUGUCUCAGGCCAACGUGAAGUUGUUCUCCUGCCUUGCAGCGACAUGUCCUGUACAGUUAUUGAUAGCUGUUAAUUUCGCUAUGUUACUUGUAUCAUCUCUUUUUAGACCUCGCUGUUUCGCUUCGCUUAAGUGCGAAGAAAGUCGUAAGUACUGAUAUGACCUCUGUAAUGUUGCCUGUAUCAUGCUGUUCUGAUUGCCUACAAACAUGUCUUCCACUUCUCGAGUCCUUUUAAUUUUGAUUAGUCAUUCUGAGUACUGCUGCUGAGUGAUAUAUUUAUGCUUGAUGUUUCCUUCCGCUACUCAGUUGCUCUUGCCUUCAGAUGUCAGUCGAGGGUAGUUUUUCACGGCACAUUUUGCUUAUCAAAACUGCUUCAGGUGUACUCUUCCUUUUCAUUAAAUGUCUAGUGAAUUAUGUAAUUUAUAUCAGAAGUCUUCCGUCAUUGAUCAUCGUGUCUACUUCAACAUUGUCACUUUUAUAUUGCCUUAUUCAUUGGGAAAUAAAUUUCUCCGCAU
Molecule: messenger RNA, 1505 nt
Organism: Cylicocyclus nassatus
Lineage: Eukaryota; Metazoa; Nematoda; Chromadorea; Rhabditida; Strongylidae
Source: the annotation of a GenBank genome assembly